Molecule: messenger RNA, 1368 nt
Organism: Neoarthrinium moseri
Lineage: Eukaryota; Fungi; Ascomycota; Sordariomycetes; Amphisphaeriales; Apiosporaceae
Exons: 2
Coding region: 1-1368 (455 amino acids)
Biological process (GO): GPI anchor biosynthetic process
Cellular component (GO): glycosylphosphatidylinositol-mannosyltransferase I complex; membrane
Molecular function (GO): GPI mannosyltransferase activity; alpha-1,4-mannosyltransferase activity
Source: RefSeq, a predicted model, not a curated record
AUGGCCAACAUAAUCUCGGCCUUCUUCUCUUCUCCCCUCCUGGUCUUCGGGUCCGCGUUCCUGCUGCGGGCCAUCCUGCUCGUCUACGGCCUGUGGCAGGACGCCAACUCGCCGCUCAAGUACACCGACAUCGACUACAUGGUCUUCACGGACGCGGCACGGCUGACGUUCAACUCGCCCGCGCGGUCGCCGUAUGCCCGGGAGACGUACCGCUACACGCCGCUGCUGGCCUGGCUGCUGUACCCGACGACGCUGCCCGCGCCCGGCGCCGCCGGCGUCUUCUGGUUCUCGUUCGGCAAGGUCCUGUUCGCGGCCGCGGACCUGGCGGCCGGCUGGCUGCUCGUGCGGGUGCUGCGGCGCCACGGCCCGCCGGCGGCCAGGACCGAGGCCGCCGCCCUCGGCUACGCCAGCAUCUGGCUGCUCAAUCCCAUGGUGGCCACGAUCUCGACGCGCGGCAGCUCCGAGGGCGUGCUGGGCGUGCUGGUCACGGCGCUGCUGUACGCCGUGCUCGAGCGGCGCGUCACGCUCGCCGCCGCGCUGCUGGGUCUCGGCGUGCACUUCAAGAUCUACCCCUUCAUCUACGCGCCGGCCAUCGUGUGGUGGAUGGACGGCGAGCGAAUGGGGCGCCAGUUCGCCGCAGGCACGUCGCUGCUGCGGCGCUUCCUGACGCCCGAGCGGCUGCGGCUCGCCAUCGUCAGCCUGGCGACGUUUCUGGGCCUCAAUAUCGCCAUGUACGCGCUGUACGGGCGCGAGUUCCUGCAACACACGUUCCUACACCACGUGACGCGGAUCGACCACCGGCACAACUUCAGCCCGUACAACGUCCUGCUGUAUCUGACGUCGGCGGAGCCAUACGUGACCGCGCAGUCGGGCCAGGCGGGGGCUUGGGGCACCGAGCUCCUUGGCCUGCGGAUCGAGAGCGUGGCAUUUGUGCCCCAGCUGCUGUUGAGCUGCGUGCUGAUCCCCCUUGUAGGCGCCAAGAAGGAUCUUGCCACGACGAUGCUGGCGCAGACUUUUGCGUUCGUGACGUUCAACAAGGUGUGCACUAGCCAGUACUUCCUCUGGUACAUGGUAUUCCUGCCCCUUUACCUCCCCUCCUCGUCGCUGCUUCGCCGGCCAGGCCUGGGCGUCUCCGCGCUUGCGCUCUGGGUUGCAACGCAGGGCCUAUGGCUCCAGCAGGGCUACAAUCUCGAGUUCCUGGGGCAGAGCACGUUCAUGCCUGGCCUGUUCUAUGCUUCUCUAGCAUUCUUCCUCGUGAACUGUUGGAUCCUGGGGAUCAUCAUUGGGGAUCUUCAAGGGAGCCCAGAGGCGGAUGUUAGCACUGGGGCGCCAAAGAGCGUGGGUCAGUCGAAAACAGCAGCUAAAUGA